Molecule: messenger RNA, 4556 nt
Organism: Drosophila mojavensis
Lineage: Eukaryota; Metazoa; Arthropoda; Insecta; Diptera; Drosophilidae
Gene: FER
Product: tyrosine-protein kinase Fer
Exons: 14
Coding region: 331-4446 (1371 amino acids)
Biological process (GO): peptidyl-tyrosine phosphorylation
Molecular function (GO): ATP binding; non-membrane spanning protein tyrosine kinase activity
Source: RefSeq, a predicted model, not a curated record
AGAGUUUCAGUUCGCGCUGAGCAUUCGAGGCAGACGGUUCGUUCGGCACGUUGCGUUAAGAUCGAGAUUUCAUCCGAUUUGUGUGUGCGUUAUGCGCCUCUGUAUUAUUGGCAUUGGCAUCUGUUGGAUUGCUCUGUAAAUUGGCCAUGUGAGAGGGCGAAGCAUCUUACGCUACGAAACUUGUCUCCAUGCCCUCGCUUCGUUCAAUUUAAGCAUGCAAUUGUGACUCAUUUGCAAAACGCAAAGAAAAAUAAAUAAAAUUUAAGAGAGAAAUACGUCCAAAAACUUGAAGCGUCGAGCGUUUAAGCAAUAUUUCACACCAGAGCCAAAAUGGGCUUCUCCACGGCCCUGCAGGGCCGCGCCGCUCACGAGGCGCUAAUCGUGCGCCAAGACGCGGAGCUGCGUCUCAUGGAGACAAUGAAACGAUCCAUCCAAAUGAAGGCCAAAUGCGACAAGGAGUACGCAAUCGGCUUGAUAGCCGUCGCUCAACAGGGUCUCAAAAUUGAUCGGGCUGAUGAAAUGCAAGGCAGCCUUAUCACAAAAUCCUGGCGAUCCUAUAUGGAUGAACUGGAUCAGCAGGCCAAGCAGUUCAAAUUGAAUGCCGAACAGCUGGAGGUGAUCUGCGAUAAGCUCGCUCACCUCUCGCAGGACAAACGGAAGGCGCGCAAAGCCUACCAGGAGGAGCAUGCCAAAAUAGCAGCACGCCUUAAUCAUCUCACAGACGAAGUUGUGCGCAAGAAGAGCGAAUACCAAAAACAUUUGGAGGGCUACAAGGCGUUACGCACGCGCUUUGAAGAGCACUACAUAAAAGCACCGGGUCGAAGUGGUCGCAAACUGGACGAUGUGCGGGACAAAUAUCAAAAGGCCUGCCGUAAACUCCAUCUUACCCACAACGAAUACGUGCUCUCCAUCACAGAGGCCGUCGAGGUUGAGAAAGACUUCCGCACAGUGCUGCUGCCGGGUCUGCUCGAGCAUCAACAGUCUGUGCAGGAGAGCUUCAUACUUCUCUGGCGCAACAUUCUCUUGGAAGCGGUUCAGUACAGCGAUUUGACAGCCGACAAAUUCAAAGAGAUACAGAAACGCAUCGACACUGAGAUAAGCGGCAUAAAUCCAACGGAAGAGUAUUCAGAGUUUACAGAGAAACACAAAACUUCGCCCACCACGCCGCUGCUCUUUCAAUUCGAUGAGACACUCAUCGAGGACAUACCGGGCAAGCUGACUGCGAGCACCCUGACCGUUGACAACCUGACCGUGGAUUGGCUGCGCACGCGGCAGCUGGAGCUGGAGGCGGCCGUUAAGGAUUGCCAGGAGAGACAACUGAAGAUAAUUGAGCAUGUGAAUGGUGGCUCGCCUGUGGCCAAUGGCAGCAUCAUCUCCAAUGGCAGCAGUGCAUCUAACGGCAUACAGUCCAACAAAGAUAGUCAAAUUCGCCAAUCGAAGGACCUCAAUGCGCUGCGCUGCCAAGAGAAGCAAAAGCAGAAGCUCGUCGACAUGAUCAAGUGUGCACUGAACGAGGUGGGCUGCGAGGAGCUGCCCUCCGGCUGCGACGAUCAUCUGUCGCUGGAACAGAACUUCAUCGAGCACGGCUUUAACAACGAGCAGCAGCGCUCCAACUCCACUAGCUCUCCAGGUCUGGGUAUUAUGAAUGAGCUGAUGCGCCGUGGUGGUGUUCUGACGCUCCUGCGUGGCCGCGGUCGUCACUUCAAGCGCAAGUCAACGCCGCAGCCAACCACGCCCAUGGCCAGAGCGCGUCCAGGUAGAUUCUCGAAGAUGCAGCCUCGCUCGCAGAGCCUGGGAUCGCUGUCGGUAAUUACGGAUACGCGUAGUCCUGCACGUUACGAGCCAGUUACUAACCCAAUGCGUCUGGCGGCCAGCGUCCACUAUCUCGGCGAGGAGAUUGUGCUGAGCGCUCAGCCGCCGGCGUUGCCGCGUUUGCGGCGCACGCAGUGUUCGAUGUUGUGUUUGGGCGAGGAUGACCCAUCAGUUGAUCCUUUGCAGUUGCCGUUGCCGCUCCCGGUGGCCUUGCCCGCGCCCCCAUCCUCGCCCCUAACCGCCACUGCCAUUACUAAUACUAACAACAAUCACAUUUAUGCGGAUCUGGAGCUGGCCAACAAGCCCGCCACUGCUGAAGAAGAAACAGAUGCGAAUACGGAUGUGGAUGCGAAUGCGAAUGCGGAUGCGAAUGCGGAUGUUGACAGCGUUGCCAGUGAAAAUGAGUUGCAAGUCAGCUGCCAUCAGAUUCAGAUUGAAAUCAAUCGCAUCGAGUCGGACGACUCGCAGGCAGUGCCCCAAAGCUCCAUCGAUGCACAUCUAGACCGAAUCGAUGAAUUAAAUCGUGUGCUCGAUGAUCGGCUAAAGCGCAGCUUACAGCCUAUGAGCCCUACGGAUGUGAAUGCCAUCGAGAGCGCCGAUGAUGUGAAUGUACAAAGGCGCCAGGCAGAACUAGAUGCCGAUAGCCAGGCCAAGCGCUGUUCCAGCUCAAGCUCCGAGUGCCGCUCCUCGCUGCAGGGCGCCAAAGAUGCCGCCCAACACAAGAAGCGAUCACUGUCCUUCACGCAAAAGUCGAUUAGUAACAUAAUCAGCAAUAUCAGAGAGUUCUCCAAGAGCCCCUUGGCACGUAUGGGCAAAAGUGCGACGCUCAGCGAGGAGCCCGACCCAAUGAAGUUGGCCAACGAGCCGAGCCAACUCUCCAACAGCAGUGAAUCACACACGCAACACAGUAACAGCAACAGUUACACAAACAGUAACAGUAACAGCAACACUAACAGCAACAGUGUUCACAACAACAACAACAACAAUGCCCAUCCGUGCCCGCCAACAAGUAUCGCCAGCUCCAUGGCGACGACAUUGACAACGACAAGCACAUCCACAUCCACAUCCACAUCGACAACGAUGCCGUCCAAGGAAACCUCAAGACUGAAAUUUAAAGUGCCAAAGAUACAAAAGAAAUCGAAAGCCAUCCGCAAUACAUUCCGUACCAAGUUGCUCAGCUUCCAACUGAGCCGGUCCAAGCCGUGCAAGCAGUGCACCAAACGACGUCGGAUUCAUCCCAGCAAGAGUGUAUUGGACUUUGCCAAGGAGUUCGAGACAAAUCCCCAAGAGCAGGCCGAGCAGGAUCAGUUCUGUAGCUGCCCAAAGGCGAAACCAAAGCCGCUGCGAAUGUCCUGCCCAAAGGAUCGCUCCUUCGAGAUACAGAGCUCCGAGGAGCUGGACGACGUGGAUGACGACGGCAACGAGGACAGCAGCAGCGACGACGUGCUCAGCCUUAAGGAGCACUGCUACUGUGUGCCCAGCUUGGCAGCGAGUCUCUCGCUAUCCACGAAUCGUCCCCUGUACGAGGAGGAGUGGUUCCAUGGCGUCCUGCCCCGCGAAGAGGUCGUCCGCUUGCUGAACAACGAUGGCGACUUCCUCGUGCGCGAAACGAUUCGCAACGAAGAGAGCCAAAUCGUAUUGAGCGUCUGCUGGAACGGACAUAAGCAUUUCAUCGUGCAGACGACUGGCGACGGUCACUUCCGGUUCGAGGGCCCGCCCUUCCCCAGCAUACAAGAGCUCAUCAUGCAUCAGUAUCACUCAGAGCUGCCGGUGACCGUCAAAUCAGGCGCGAUCCUGCGUCGACCUGUCUGCCGAGAGCGUUGGGAGCUGAGCAACGACGAUGUCGUGCUCCUGGAAAAGAUCGGCAGGGGCAACUUCGGCGAUGUUUAUAAGGCCAAGCUCAAGUCCACAAAACAGGAUGUGGCCGUUAAGACCUGCCGCAUGACUCUGCCCGACGAACAGAAACGUAAAUUUUUACAGGAGGGCCGCAUCCUGAAGCAAUAUGAUCAUCCCAACAUUGUCAAGCUGAUUGGCAUUUGCGUGCAAAAGCAGCCCAUUAUGAUUGUCAUGGAGCUGGUGCCGGGUGGCUCCUUGCUAAACUAUCUGCGUAAAAACUCAAAUUCGCUCACCACACGGCAACAGAUGGGCAUGUGUCGAGAUGCUGCUGCAGGCAUGCGAUAUCUGGAAUCUAAGAACUGUAUACAUCGUGAUCUCGCAGCUCGAAAUUGUCUUGUGGACUUUGAACAUAGCGUUAAAAUAUCAGAUUUUGGCAUGUCACGCGAAGAAGAAGAAUAUAUAGUUUCCGAUGGCAUGAAACAAAUACCAGUUAAAUGGACAGCGCCCGAAGCUCUUAAUUUUGGCAAAUACACAACUCUCUGCGAUGUUUGGUCGUACGGAAUUCUUAUGUGGGAGAUAUUCUCCAAGGGCGAUACUCCCUAUUCUGGAAUGAGCAAUUCGCGUGCUAGAGAACGUAUCGAUACAGGAUAUCGCAUGCCCACGCCUGAGAAUACGCCUCCCGAAAUGUACCGUCUGAUGCUGAAGUGCUGGGCGGCUGAUGUCGAUUCUCGUCCGCAUUUCGAUGAGAUCUACAACGUUGUCGAUGCGCUCAUACUGCGCCUGGACAACAGUCACUGAGCACCGUAGAUGGCCAAGUUCUGUGCGAAGCUGUAAUUAACAUAAUUAUUUUUAAUACACACUCAACGUAGUUCUGAGUAAGCGCUUUUAAAGUAUGUCAUUUCCUAGGA